Messenger RNA from Misgurnus anguillicaudatus (oriental weatherfish), 1690 nucleotides. RefSeq names its product P2Y purinoceptor 14. Gene Ontology annotation, biological process: G protein-coupled receptor signaling pathway. The record is from RefSeq and is a predicted model, not a curated record. Gene Ontology annotation, molecular function: G protein-coupled purinergic nucleotide receptor activity. NCBI's taxonomy places the organism in Eukaryota, Metazoa, Chordata, Actinopteri, Cypriniformes, Cobitidae. Gene Ontology annotation, cellular component: membrane.
AUCCAUUCUUUUAGUUCCUGUCAUAUAGAGCACGCCCACUUCCUUUAUAUAUCAUGUGAGGCUCAUCUCACUAUCUGAUUCUUCUGCGCUCCUCUCUUAUGCUGAUUCUUGCUGAUUCAGCUCUUGAAAGAUGGACUACAACAAUGUUACUCAGACAGCAGGAGAAAGAAACGGCACAAAUUUUCACAGUGUCUUCACACGUCAGGUUCUGCCUGUCUUCUACCUCAUCAUCUGCGUUUGUGCCUUCCUUCUCAACGGACUUGCCGCUUGGAUCUUCUUCAGGGUUCAAAGCUCCUCAGUACUGGUGGUUUAUCUAAAGCACAUGGUGGUGGCAGAUGUUCUGAUGCUCUUCACCUACCCCUGGCGCAUGGCAAGCGACUGGGGUUAUGGCGGCGUGCAGCUGAAGGCCAUUGUUUGCCGCUACACCGCUGUAGUUUUCUACCUUAGCAUGUACACUGGAAUCGCAUUUAUGAGCCUCAUCAGCUUGGAACGUUAUUUCAAGAUAGUCCGUAGCACCUCAAGCAUAUCGUCCUUUCUACAGCGCGUCACCAUGGGAAGGGCUCUGUCGCUAUUAGCAUGGAUUUUUAUGAUCAUCUGCAUGUUGCCAAACUCAAUAUUAACCAACCAGCCCAUUCCCAAGCAAUAUUCCUGCAUGGGGUUAAAAAGUCCACUGGGUUUGCGCUGGCAUCAUUUUUCAGCCCACUUUACUGUGGGAGUCUUCUGGGUGGCUUUUCUCUUGAUGAUAUAUUGCUACUCUUCCAUAGCUUGCCAUGUGUACCGCUCGUAUAGAAGAGUGCAACAGGACAGCAGCGAGGCAGGACGGCGAUCAAAUCGAAGCAUUUUUAGCUUGCUGGCUGUGUUUGUGUUAUGCUUUGUACCCUACCACGUUUGUCGUGUGCCUUACACUUUCAGCCAAAGGCCCACGUCAGGUUAUAGCUUUCACGACCGCUUUAUUCUCUUCCAGAUGAAAGAAGCCACACUCUUCCUGUCCGCUCUUAACGUUUGCCUUGAUCCCAUUAUCUAUUUCUUCAUGUGCAGAACCUUCAGAGAAUCACUUUUGCAAAAGAUAUAUACAAGCGAUAAAAACAGAAGACCUUCCAUAGCUAUUGGGCUGAGCAUCAGUAAUCUUUGAUAAUCAUAUUUUGGUGAAACUAAGCAAAAGGAAAUGAGGGUUGGCAUUACAAAAAUAAAAACCACAGUUAUGGUUUGCCUCGCAUGCAACAUUAAUAGCAAUAUAGUAGGUGAAUGAGAAAUAGUGAUAAGGCCAGACCAAAAUAGUGCAAGCAAAAUUCAACACAAGCUAAUCUAACAUCUGUGUUGCUUGUAUGCAGUGGCUCCAAAUUUUGUAUUUGGUGAUUUUUGGAAGCCUUUUCUUUUUUUAACUGUCAUUUAACAAAAUAUUAAAUCAAGUAACAUCUGCAAACAAAUGGCGCUAGACAUUUCUCAUAACCUCAUUUUGAGAAUGACUUAACAAAUUGGUUUCAAGGUCAUUUUUUGAGGAUUUGUAAAGUUCACACAGCUUUUGUUCCUCCAUUUUGUGAAGUCUAAUUACGACAACUAAACUUUAACAAAUGUUUGUCUAAAAAGCGAAUGGUGCUCAUAAUUAUAUAAGAACCAAUCUACACUGCAAAAAAAUGGUUUUUUACUUAGUGUUUUUAUUUUGUUUUCAGUAGAAAUAUAAAAAAAUUCU